Messenger RNA from Chanos chanos (milkfish), 858 nucleotides. It is a transcript of the gene stx3a, whose product is annotated as syntaxin 3a. Gene Ontology annotation, molecular function: SNAP receptor activity; SNARE binding. The record is from RefSeq and is a predicted model, not a curated record. The transcript has 10 exons. Lineage: Eukaryota; Metazoa; Chordata; Actinopteri; Gonorynchiformes; Chanidae. Gene Ontology annotation, cellular component: postsynapse; SNARE complex; plasma membrane. Bases 1 to 858 code for a protein of 285 amino acids. Gene Ontology annotation, biological process: vesicle fusion; exocytic insertion of neurotransmitter receptor to postsynaptic membrane; intracellular protein transport.
AUGAAGGACCGACUGGAACAACUCAAGGCGAAAUCUGAUCAGGCCCCCGAUGAUGUGGAGAUCCCAGUGGAAAACCAGGCCUUUAUGGAUGAAUUUUUCUCUCAGAUUGAGGAGAUCCGUACGAAUAUUGAUAAGAUCGACGAAAACGUGACGGAAAUUAAGAAACUCUAUUCGGUCAUCCUCUCUGCGCCCACCUCAGAUCAAAAGACGCAAGAUGACAUGGAAGCGGUCACCAAUGAGAUCAAGAAACUGGCCAACAACGCUCGCAACAAACUGAAAAGCAUUGAGCACAGCCUGGAAACAAACGCAGAAGAGAGAGUCUCCGCAGACAUGCGGAUACGGAAAUCCCAGCAUGCUAUUCUGGCCAGGAAAUUUGUAGAGGUGAUGACCAAGUACAAUGAGGCACAGGUGGAGUUCAGGGAGAAGAGCAAAGGUCGCAUUCAGAGACAGCUGGAGAUCACGGGUAAAACCACCACGGAUGAGGAGCUGGAAGAAAUGUUGGAGGGAGGAAACGCGGCCGUGUUCACCGCAGGGAUCAUGGAUUCGGGGAUAUCCAAACAGGCUCUGAGUGAGAUUGAGGCUCGGCAUAAAGACAUCGUGAGGCUGGAGAGCAGUAUUAAAGAACUGCACGACAUGUUUGUGGACAUUGCCAUGCUGGUUGAGAACCAGGGUAGUAUGAUUGACAGGAUAGAGAGCAAUAUGGACCAAUCGGUAGGCUUCGUGGAGCGGGCAGUGGCUGACACAAAGAAAGCGGCCAAAUUCCAGCAGGAAGCACGCAGGAAAAAGAUGAUGAUCAUGCUAUGCUGCACGAUUCUUGCGGUCAUUGGGGGAUCACUUGUGUACAGUUGGUUGACAUAG